This is a messenger RNA of Penicillium oxalicum, 681 nucleotides long. RefSeq lists its product as uncharacterized. The coding region runs from base 1 to 681 and encodes 226 amino acids. The transcript is spliced from 6 exons. NCBI's taxonomy places the organism in Eukaryota, Fungi, Ascomycota, Eurotiomycetes, Eurotiales, Aspergillaceae. The record is from RefSeq and is a predicted model, not a curated record.
AUGCCCAACCACGGACGCCGCUUCGAGGGCGGGUGGGCACCCUUUGGUGCAUGGAAAAGAAAAAGUGAAGAAGUGCUGGAAAAAAUCAGGCUUCCCGAUACCGUGAUCUGUGCCCUUUGCGAGCGAGAUUUACCACUGACUCAUUUCACUCCCUCUGCUCUGAAACGUCUUCGGUCCGCAGUUCUCCAUCAGGGUAUUGGAAUCCUGGUCAAUCAACAGAUUGCCAGAUGCGAUGGAUGUGGUACCCAGUCUCGACCUGAACUCCACUGCAUGUCUUGCAACAAGGUCCGGCCCAUCAAUGAGUUUGCUCAUGCUCAGCGCCAAUUUGCUCAGCCGGUCUGCCUCCCCUGCCAGGACAAUCUGCAGCUUGACGAGCGGGAUAAGCUUCCGGACGACCAAGUCCUGCCAGUAGACCUGACUCAGACAGAACUCCCAGAGCCGGGCAUCGAAGAAGAGCCCUCUGAGUGGACGCUUGACAUUCCAAUGGAAAUCGACAUGUCUCAGCACAAUGUCGGUAGAGAGGAUGAUCUAGACGAGGAUGACUCUUCUCAAGAUGAAGAGCGGGUGGUUCUCAGUUCUCUCAUGCGCUCGACUCCCUCGGAUUCUCGAUCGGUUACCCUUGGACCUACACAGAACCAGACCAUCAUUCAGGACAUGGACCUUGAGACUCUUUUCGAAUAG